AUGGCCCCGUAUGAAAUACUUUAUGGUCGAAAGUGUAGGUCUCCCAUUUAUUGGGACGAAGUAGGUGAACGAAAGAUCUUGGACCCGACUACAGUGCCAUGGAUUGAGGAAGCUAAUGAGAAAGUAAAGUUAAUACGUCAGAGAAUACAAACCGCACAAAGUCGUCAAAAGAGUUUCGCAGAUAACCGAAGGAAUGAUUUGGAAUUUGCGGUUGGAGAUCUAGUGUUUCUCAAGAUCACACCUUUGAAAGCGAGUUUGAUGUCUGGAAAGUGGAAGAAACUACAACAAAGGUUCGUAGGGCUUUAUAAGAUUAUCCAGCGUGUGGGGAGUGUAGCCUAUAAGUUGGAAUUGCCACCGAGUUUAUCUCGGAUCCAUAAUAUUUUCCAUGUAUCCAUACUUAAGAAGUACCAUCCUGACCCUUCUCACAUAUUGCAACCGAAAAAUAUUGAGAUUAAUGAGACUUUGACCUAUGAGGAGAAACCGGUGAAACUUCUAGAUAGAAAGGUGAAAGAAUUGAAAAAUAAGCAGACACCUUUAGUAAAAGUUCUCUGCAGGAACCACGAGUUAGAGGAAGCGACCUGGGAAGUUGAAGAGGCAAUCCGAGGAAAGUAUCCAGACUUGUUCGCAGAUCAAAGAUUGAAUGCUAAUUGUGUUGAUUAA
Messenger RNA from Coffea arabica (coffee), 660 nucleotides. RefSeq lists its product as uncharacterized. NCBI's taxonomy places the organism in Eukaryota, Viridiplantae, Streptophyta, Magnoliopsida, Gentianales, Rubiaceae. The record is from RefSeq and is a predicted model, not a curated record.